GAAUAAAAUAUUUUAUCAAAGUCAAUAUAUAAACUUAAAAAUCGAUACUAUUUCUCCAUCUGUUGGAAUGGAAAAAAAACAGCUCCAAUGUCAAUCGUUAUCACACAAACGAAGUGUUUGUGCGCUACGUUGUCGCUGACGGUAAUAUAUUAAGUGUAUUGAUAAGCACUAUAAAACAGCAAAACAACAGCAAGUGACAGCCGUUAAAACUAUAUAUUUUAAAAUGUCAAAACUGGGUUUUUGUGCGCUUUCGAACAUUAGAAAUCGGUUGGGCUCUCGUAGUUUGCUGUAUCGCCCAAUUUCUACGGAUCAAUCCAAUAAAAUUCAGCAUGAAUCAACAUUUCGACGGACGUUUGCAACCAGCGAUUUAACUGUUCCAAAUAAUGAAUAUAACAAGAAAUAUUUUCCAUUAAUUGGUUGUGUAUUGGCAUGUGGAAUCGGUGGUGCAAUUGCAUAUUAUCUGUAUAAGAACAACAAUGUUGUCCAUUCGCUAAAAGAUACGGAAGUUGUUGGUUCAAUACAAAGUCAUAAAGUGGUUCGCAAGGACUUACCCACUUAUUCGAUGGCCGAUGUUGGCAAGCAUGCAUCGAUGGAAACUGGUGUUUGGGUGACAUUUGGAAUUGGUGUUUAUGACAUUACCAAAUUUAUUCCUGAGCAUCCGGGUAGCGAUAAAAUCAUGAUUGGUGCUGGCAGUUCAAUCGAUCCCUUUUGGCACAUUUACCAACAACACAAUACUCCCGAAAUAUUAAAACUAUUGGAAACAUUUCGUAUUGGUAAUUUAACGCCGGAAGAUGAAUUAGGCACAAAAGAUCUAUCUGAUCCAUGGUCAAAUGAGCCUAAACGACAUUCAGCAUUGAAACCAACAUCACUCAAACCAUUUAACGCUGAACCGCCGUCCACUUUGCUUGUCGAACAUUUCAUCACACCAAAUGAUUUUUUUUAUGUGCGCAAUCAUUUGCCGGUACCAGACAUUGACGCAGAUAGCUACGAGCUUGAAAUCGAAAUUGAGGGCACUGAUAAGACAAAAAUACUCACAUUAAAAGAUGUUGAAUCUCUACCCAAACAUCAUGUUACAGCAGCUAUUAUGUGUGGUGGAAAUAGACGGUCGGAAAUGACUGUUGUGAAACCAGUGAAAGGAUUGUCAUGGGGAAAAGCUGCUGUGGGAAAUGCGCGAUGGUCAGGACCAAAAUUGUGUGAUGUCUUGAGGGAAAUGGGAGUCGAAAGUGAUGAAACACGACAUGUUCAUUUUGAAGGUUUUGACAUGGAUCCAAUGUCAACACAUUAUGCCGCAUCGAUACCGCUCUCCAAAGCAAUGGAUCCACGUGGUGAUGUUAUUUUGGCGUAUGAAAUGAAUGGUCAACCUUUACCUCGCGAUCAUGGUUUCCCACUGAGAGUUGUAUGUCCCGGUGUGGUCGGAGCCAGAAAUGUCAAGUGGCUUAGCAAAAUAACUGUAUCAGAUGUUGAAUCUGACUCACAUUGGCAACAAAAUGAUUAUAAAGGUUUUAGCCCAUCGACCGAUUGGGCGAAUGUGGAUUUUUCUAAAUCGCCUGCGAUCCAAAAUAUGCCAGUAACUUCAGCAAUUUGCUGUCCCGAACCAAAUGAAAAAGUGUCGAUAAACGAAAAUGGAUGCAUAACUGUUAAAGGGUAUGCAUGGUCAGGCGGUGGCAAUAAAAUUGUACGCGUUGAUUUAACUGCGGAUGGUGGCAAGAACUGGAGCACUGCUCAACUAAAACAUGGAUCAAAUGAAAAUGAUGAUCAAUCGAAUUUAAAUGGUCGUAACUGGGCAUGGACGCUAUUUACAGCCGAAAUCAAAGUACCGAAAGGAACGAAAAAUGUGGAAAUAUGGUCAAAAGCCGUCGAUUCAAACUAUAAUGUUCAACCCGAAUCAUUUGAAAACACUUGGAAUCUGAGGGGUGUGCUAAGCCACGCAUAUAGCCGCAUCAAAGUUAAUAUUGAAUAGAAAAAUGUAAGCAAUUGUUGGACAUGUUUAUUCUAUAAAAUGAAAAAGAAAAGAACUGAACAGACCUAGUCUAUUCAAUAAAAAAAUGAAAAUUUUAAACGAAA
Messenger RNA from Contarinia nasturtii (swede midge), 2064 nucleotides. It is a transcript of the gene shop, whose product is annotated as probable sulfite oxidase, mitochondrial. Gene Ontology annotation, cellular component: mitochondrion. Lineage: Eukaryota; Metazoa; Arthropoda; Insecta; Diptera; Cecidomyiidae. The transcript is spliced from 7 exons. The record is from RefSeq and is a predicted model, not a curated record. Gene Ontology annotation, molecular function: oxidoreductase activity; molybdenum ion binding. Bases 224 to 1960 code for a protein of 578 amino acids.